Messenger RNA from Lutzomyia longipalpis, 5994 nucleotides. It is a transcript of the gene nuf, whose product is annotated as rab11 family-interacting protein 3. Gene Ontology annotation, biological process: regulation of cytokinesis; endocytic recycling. Gene Ontology annotation, cellular component: cleavage furrow; endocytic vesicle; midbody. The transcript is spliced from 6 exons. The record is from RefSeq and is a predicted model, not a curated record. Lineage: Eukaryota; Metazoa; Arthropoda; Insecta; Diptera; Psychodidae. The coding region runs from base 4126 to 5559 and encodes 477 amino acids.
UCUUGCUCUACAUUUAAUUUAUUUUUUGCAAAAUAAAAAAAAACUUGCAAAAAUUACUUGCAAUUUGUCUCAAAUUCAUGGAAUCUUUCACUUGGGAAAUUUUCACAUUUCACCCAAUUAGCCCAGAAGCCAAUCUCUCAAUUGCGAUCUCUAAUUAGAUGCAAAAGAAAAAAUAUAUAAUGUGGAGGGGAAAUAUUGAAAUUUCAUUGAUGCAACAUGAUUUUAAUUAAUAAAUUGUGUGGUUAUAUUGAGAGAUUUUUUUUUAAAUUCAUUUCUUUUACAAAACUCUCGUAGAACAUCACAACACCCUUCCACAUCAUUAGCCAAUUGAGUAGUGUUGGUCGAGAGUGAUUAUAUAUUGGAGAUAAUUUGCACAAGUAAUGCAAUAUAGAUAUUACAAGAGUUUUUCUUUUAAUAUAUUUGUAACAUAAAUUGAGUUUUUUUCUUUAUAAAUCCUGAAGUAAAAAUCUUAUUUUAUUCCCUAUAGUCAAUGUUUUCCGAAAGUUUUCUUGUUUUAGUCCUUUUACAUGUUUUCAUUCAUCUCCAAAAUGCCCACAGGAUUUUCCACGUGCAAAAAAAUACAAUUAAUUUGGAAAAAAAGUGCGAGUUGAAGAGUAAAAUAAAUGACGUUGGAGACAGAUAAGUGAAAGGGAUUUUCUUCAUGUAUAAGCAUAAUGUUGUAUGUGAAAUGACCCUUUUGAAAAUGCCACCAUAUAAUCGCACCCACGAAUUUCACUGCACAUGAUUUAUGAUAUUUUAAUGGAAUUUUUUUUCUGUUUUUCGAGAAGAGAAAUAUUUAUUCCAUCAAAUGCAUUUGUUGAGAGAAGUAUAAAUUUUAUCUCAUAUGUGUGUGCUCAUGAACAAAAGGAAAUGUUUCUCAUCUGUGAGGUCUUUUAUCAUGAACACAUUUUCUUGAUGCGAAUUGUGCGGCAAAUUGAAGGCAGGAAGUUGUGUUAUGAAAGACCCCACACUAUGGGGCACACAGAUUUUGCUCCUUCUAAACAAAAUGGAGCAGAGAGAUUGUUUUAAAGAAGAAAAAAAAGCACAGAAGAGAAUAAUUUGUGUGUUUGAAGUGCAUUGAAUUUCAUUGAUAUUUGUGUCGUUUUGGUGCAGCAGCAUGAGGAGGUGAGCCACAGUUGAGGAGGAAGCUGUAUACGCGCGCGGAGGAAGCCCACGUGAAGAUUGUGGGUGACAUGGGAGGUAGUUUAUAUUGCAAAAUAAUUUUCAAUUUCAAGCACGAAGAUACGCGGUAAGAGAGGAAAAUUAUCGAGACUCUCAUGAUCGUGGCUAUUCCUUUACGAAGCCAAUGCAGCAUUUAUUGAUGAUGGAAUUUUCAAUUCAUCAGACCAUAACGUCUGUUCUUCGUCUCUUUUUUUCUCUCUCAAUCAUUCAUUUCCUCCCCGGGGGGUGGAUUUCGCAGACUUUUUGACUUGCCAAGUGGAAACAUUGUUGUUUGUGUAAAUUCAUAACUUCUCUGAGUGAUUUCUCAGAGAUUCCCCUCCUCGGUCAAUUUUCCUCCUUUUAACGUCUUUGGUCAAGCUUUACCUUUCGUGAUCAUGCUACAUAUAAUGCUGCCUUGCUAAGAAAUACUUAUAUAUGAUGGAUCCACCAGAGAAAUUCUAUAUUUCACUGAUUUCGCAUAAAAUAGAAGAAUGUGCACGAUAAAUUAGCAGAGUGAAGAAAUAAUAUAAUACAACAUUGAUUCAACCAGAGAGAUCAUACAGUUAAGAAUUGUUCUCAUUAAGCAUUUGUGAAUCACCACACUGCACAGAUUCCGCGUAUACAAGAAUCUCUUGCAUUUUAUAAAAUGAAAUAAAAAAUAGGAAGGAAAAGAAGUUGAAUUUUAUAAAAAAAAAAGUUAGAAAUGGUUGCUGCCCCUCCUUCAUUUAACAUAAACACAUGGAAUUAAUUGUACAAUUAAAAUAAACUCUGAAAGAGAUAUUUUUUCAGUUCUAUUUGAAGAAGAAUAUUUUCUUUUAUCUUCAAGACACCCCACAUCGUCUCUUUUUUUUCAAGAAUUCUGAAGAGGAGGAAUAAAAAUUGUCUGAGAGUGUGAAUAAAAUAUUUGUAUAUUCACAUAUUGAAAGCAAUUAACCAGAUGACAUCAUUUUCACGAGACAGAGAGAAAGAGAAUCCUCUUCAUGCUCAAGUUGAAAAUAGAUUUUCAUGAGAAUUAACCAGACACUUUUGAAAUCCUCUCCCGGAAAAGUGAUUGAGCGGAGUGGUCUUCUAUUGCCAAGCUCAAGUGGCCCAGAAAACUCAAUUUGCAAAAUCCUAAAGUUUUUUUUUUGCACACAGAGAAAUGCUUCCUCCAUUUAGAUACAAAAAUAUUUGAUUUUCUUUCAUUUAUUCUUUCAAUUUACGUUUUUGUAACAAAAAAGUGCAAAAAACGAAUUUUAAGAUGCUUCGAAAGGAUUCAGGUAAAAUCGAAGUUUCGAAAUAAGACUGAUUCUUUGGACAUUAAUUUCCCAUAAAAAUACUUGGUGUUGGUCACGAAAUGGAACACCAACUAGUAUUUAUGAUCUUUAAACGAAUAUUCUAUAAGAAAAUUUCGUGUAAGGAAAUUAUUAAAAAUUAUAAAAUUAAUGCCAAAUAAUUUUUAAAAUCAAAAAUCUUCUCAUCCACAAAAAGUCAGCGCCAUCUAUUGGUAAAUGCCAUUGCGUUAAUAUGGAAAAUUUGUCUGGCAUUGUAACUUAUUUAGAGUUAGAAUUUUUUAAAGUCAGAAAUGUAAUUUUCCUCUCGUAAGACUUUUAAUGAGACAUGAUUUCUUACUUUCCAUGCUUAUUAUUUUUCUCUGGGAAUUUCAGUUAUUUUCUCACAAAAAGUAUUGAAUAUGUAGCAUAAUUUUCCUUAAAAAAAAUUGCAAGGAUUUCCUAAUUUUCCGUUUUUAUUUGAAUGUUAGAUUUUUAAUGAGUUCAAACUUCAAACGUUGUAUCUGUAUUCAAACUUAUUUCUCUCAGUGUACUAACAUAUUCUGCUAAUGGGGGCUAAUGGGUUAAUUUGUGCACAUUUCUGCAUUAAUGUUUUGUAUAGGAUAUGAAUCAUCUUGCGCACUGAGUUUACUCUAUUUCUGUGACUGUUUAUUGAACUUUUGACUCGUUGCUGCUGAACGUGGAAAAAUGAUUAAUUUUCUCUAAAAAUCUGUAUUUUCCCACCCACCCACACACAUUUCAUACUGAAAAUUUAAUCGAGAAAGAUUUUUUCUGUGGCGUGAAAAAUAUACAAAGUUCGUCGAUGAAGACGAAAGCAUUGCGCGGGCACUUGAUCGCCGCAACAUCUCUUCGUGCCAAGCCGAGAAAUGUUAAUUUUAGUUAAGUAAAGUAAUGGUUGUGUUUUUAUGGGUGUAUUUGUGGUGCUUUUUUUCAGUGUAUUAUGUACACAUUUUAUUGUUGGUUGGUUGUUAGCUCAAGUCAAGUUGGAUUGGCGUUUGCAUUAAGGGGGAAAAGCAGUUUUUUCACGACCGUCGCGUUGUUUGGAUUGAAUUCAAUUUCAAUCGAGUACCUCUCUCGCCGUUUUACCCACAAUACAAUUUUCGUUCAUUUAAAAGUCUCUUUUCAUGCUAAAAAAAAACACAUUCACAUAUCAAAUUGACUAAUUUAGUAGCAAUUUAAGGUGAUUUGCAGUGUAGUGUACGUACAUGUACAGUUGAAGACAUCUUGAGACUCUUUCUCCUGCACAUCUCAUGCGGUGGCCAAGACGUGGGCCCCGUGUAUGUGCUUAAGAUCAGUGAAAUGUGAUUAAAUUUCAGUGACAAGAAAUUUAAAUUUUCUCAAAAGUAUUUUGUGGUGUUUUCUGUGAAGAGAAAGAAAAUCCAUUUGUGGAGAGUUUUGUGAGAAAUCAAAAUUAAUUUACAAUUUUAUGUAAAUUCCAAUUCAAAAAAAAUUUAAAUUGUGAUGACCCCUAGUUUUUAGCUUAUCUUGUGUCUGUGUAAAGAAAAAAAAAUCCACCUGAUUUUCAUUGUGUGGGGCACGUGAAGAAUUGGUGUGAAAAAAAAGUGCGUUGUUGUUAAGUAAGAAGAAAAAAAUGAUGAUGAGACACAAUCACCUGAAGGAACCAACUUAAGGUGCAAAAGUGUGUGAGUGUGGCUGCGGUGUUGAGUUUUCUGGGGUGAAAGUGUGGAAAAUCAUGACGACACCCGAAUCCCGGAGUCAGCCAGAAAGUUUGGAUUUGGAUUAUGAUCUCUGGCAGGGCCAAUUUGAAUUUAUCGGUCCAAUAAAUACAAAUGGACGCACAUCGAGUGUCGAAGAUCUCGAUUUAAGUUGCCAACAGCACGCAUUUGACAAAAAUCGCGCCAUUCUCGUGGACGAAGAGACCUUCCUCAGUCUCAACGCCACCGAAUCAUCCACGGAAAGUGACGACGAGCACGGUGUACGAUCAUCCGGGCCCCAUUCGGGAUUUUUCAUUGAUGAUUGCGAUCGUGGUACCCCAGAUACGCUGAAAGACGAAGAUUUUACGCAUCGCAGCAACGUUGUCAGCCCAAAGGGGCUGGUGGAAGCUAGUCAAGAUAGGCUAAUAAGUGAUCUCGUUGAGAUCAAUAAUGUGAAAAAUAAUCUCAAAAAUAACAAUUUGCGUCUCAUUGCGGACAAUCAGAAACUACUGCGGACAACAACGCCCAAAUUGAAUGGCAUCAGAGCUGAAGUUUGCGAUUCUCUCAACGAACAACUCGAAUUGCUGCAGCGACAGGUAACAAAUUUGGCUGAUUCACAGAACAACGUGGAGGACAUCACGACGCGCACCAAGACGGAAUAUGCGGUCCUCCAGGCGCGCUAUCACAUGCUCGAGGAGCAGUUGCGGGAAUGUGAGAUGCGCGCCGAGGAGAGGAUCGCCGAGGAGCAGCGCAGGAAUCGUGAGCUGCUGGCACGGAUGGAGCGUGAGGCGCAACUGCAGACGGAGAAUUGUCAGAUAAAGGUGCGAACGGUGGAGAAGGAGGCGACAGCACUGCAGGAAGAGGCCCACCGGCUGCGAAUUCAGUGCGAUAAACAAGCAGCUGAUCUCCAUGCCACGGAGGAGAAGCUUGAGAUCACCAAGGAUAACUAUACGGCACUCCAGCAGGAAGUUUUGGAGCUGCAGGCGCGCGAGAAGAAGUUGCUGGCGGAGAAAGUUGCCACAGAGGAGUUGAUGCUGGAAAUGAGUCGGGAGGUGGAUCGACUGAGGAGCGAACGAGGUCCAGCCAUGCCCACCACGUCCCCGGAAUCCAUAAGACUGGAGGAGUUACAUCAGGAGCUCGAUGAAUUGCGUCAAGUUAACAAAAAUCUCGAGGAAGCCAAUGAGGAACUCCAGGCACUUGUUCUAACACGAGGCGUUGAAGAGGGAAGAAAUCUCCUCAAUGGAACAUCGAAUAGCCUGGCGCAGGAGUUGCAUGACAUGAGUCAGAGUCAGGAUGGAACAGAUGCGGCUAUGCUGACGUCACUCACGCAGCUCCAGACGGCCUAUCAGGACAAAGAGGAAGAAAAUGUGAGGCUGAAGCACUACAUCGACACCAUCCUUCUCAAUAUUGUCGAAAACUACCCUCAACUGUUGGAGGUUAAAAGCAAUUCAGUGUCAAAUGCGGGGAAUUAAUGAGAAAUUCAAUAAUUUCAAUUUCCUCAGCAAAAAAACGAUUUUUAUGAAGAGAUAUUUGUAAUUAGAAGAAAAAAAUAUUUUUAUUUGUCAUUAAAAAUGCUUUUAAUUUGAGAGUGUUAUGCGUAAAACAGAAGGAUUUAAAAGAUUGUAGAUAGAUUAAAAAAGGAAGAUUUUAUGAUUUAUGAUCAAAGGAAUAAAAAAUAAAUAAAAAACAGGACAUCCCAAUAAAGGUGAUCGUGCGAUCGUGUAAAUUGUUGAGCAAUUUAGUUUAAAAUUUGUGAUUAAAUGUGGCUAAAAAUAGGAUUAUUAAUUACUAAUUCUUGUUAUUAUUUUACAACAAUUAAUAAAAAUCAUCCCCCAAGUAGAUUAUUUUGUAAAUUAUUCAUAAAAAUGCGAACAAAUUAAUAAUAAAAAAAUAAUACUUUUGCAAAA